UAAUAUUUUUUUAUGUCACUUAAGUUGUUUUUACUGGAGUCAUAGUCUCCUUGUGGUGAUUGCUCUGGGAUAUAUUUUUAAUUAGCAAACCACAGGUAGUUAUACAGGGCAGGUUUUUGCAAUGUAAGCUAGGCUGUAACAUCGUAUAUUACAGAACUGUCAAAAGGAGGUCAAAGGACGACACACAUUUCUGCAGGCAGGCAGACAUUGUUUAUAAUUAUUUUCGGAUCAAAGUAGAGAAAAGUGGUUUGUGUAAAACGCUGAUAGCAAGAGCCAUGCAGUGAAAAUCUACGGGUAGUUUGUCUUGAGCCCUAUAGCUUUGUUAUGGCUUCUUCUGUUAGCUUCUCAUUACUGUCACCUGCCAGACUCUGUCGAAGUCUGUGUUCAAAAGCAAGCUGGGCGCUCUCCGCAAAAGGCUUUGAUCGAAGGAGUUGGUGUCCAAGUGAGGGUGCAGCAGUUCUGUCCAGACAAGCAUGGUCUCCCUGCUGGAAUGGUGCCCAGUGGUUUUUCUCCCAUUGUGGCGGUUCGUCAGACAAGCAGCAGACCCUGGAGGACAUCGCUAAGAGCAUCCGGGAGCAGCAGUUCAAGAGGAUUGUGGUGAUGGCUGGAGCUGGGAUCAGCACUCCCAGUGGCAUCCCAGAUUUCAGGUCUCCAGGCAGUGGUCUCUAUGACAACCUGCAGCAGUAUGACCUGCCUUAUGCCGAGGCCAUAUUUGAGAUUGGCUAUUUCCACCAUAACCCAAAUCCCUUCUUCGCUCUGGCAAAAGAGCUGUAUCCAGGAAACUACCGUCCCAAUUUGACACAUUACUUUGUAUGUCUGCUUCACAAGAAGGGUCAGCUGCUCCGGAUGUACACACAGAACAUUGACGGGCUGGAAAGAUUGGCAGGGAUUCCUCCAGAGAUGCUGGUGGAGGCCCACGGUACAUUUGCCACUGCCACCUGCACCGUGUGCCUGAGGAAAUAUGACGGCGAGGACCUCCGACCAGACGUGAUGAGUGGGACGGUACCCAAGUGUCCCACUUGUAAGGGCAUGGUAAAGCCUGACAUCGUGUUUUUUGGGGAGGAGCUUCCACGGCACUUCUUCAAGUAUCUUACAGAUUUCCCACUGGCAGACCUGCUGAUCAUCAUGGGCACUUCACUGGAGGUGGAGCCUUUUGCCAGUCUGGCUGGAGCCGUUCGCAGCUCUGUCCCACGUCUGCUCAUCAACAGGGACGUGGUGGGGCCGUUCACCUGGAGCCGCCGGCCUCAAGACAUCGUGCAGCUAGGUGAUGUGGUGAGCGGUGUGCAAGCCCUGGUUGAUGCUCUCGGCUGGACUCCGGAGCUCGACACUCUGAUGGCGGGCAGCGUUGAAAAAGGUGCAGCAAAAAAAGAAGAGUGAUGUGAUUUCACUACAUCAAGGAGUGACUUUCCAUCAAACACAAACUACAGAAUGAAAUCCAGAAGAAUUUAUUACUCUGUGUUUUAGUGAGAUUCCUCAUGUUUUAAAAACUGGCAUCAGUGGAAUAUAAUCGAUGAUCAUUCAAAUAUAAGUAAAAUGGUGUGUGCUUUGUGAGCCAUCAAAAUGAAAUGAAGUGUGUGUAGUAGAGUUCAGUCUGCAGCUGAUUGGCCAUGUUGAACCUAUAUCUGUAUAGUACACAGUAUUACACAGGACAUUUUAUGUAGUAGUCACUGGUGGCCUUUGUAUGAAAAAAAACAGCUUUUGUUUUUUAAUCCACAAAAUCAGUGAUAUAGUACUUUAGUAAUAUGAUCUUUGUUUAUUUUAUUUAAAAAUGCACAAUGUACCUUAACAUGAUAGCCUGGGUCCAUCAUGUAAAUGUGCCAGGUUUAUUUUCAUCUUCUGUCAGGUUAAUGGCACAAAAAUCUAAGUAUGUGCUGCAGUGAAAAAGGCUCUAAAUCCCAAAUUUAGCUGAUCACCACCUUCGGCACACGCUGAAUGUUAGUCUCUUAAAACCUGAUGUGAAAAACUGCAUUGAAGAAAAGCUCACAAAUAUGGAGUUAUAAAGAUGCAAGGAAGUCUGUGUAAAAUGGGAAUUAAAGGGCAUUAUGGCAUCUAUUUUCAUAGACCGAUUAAUCCACAGAUUUUGAUAAGAAGCUUGUGUGUCUGUGUGUGUUGAUGGUAACAGUUGAUGGACACCAUUGGAGCUCUAUGUCAGUGAAAUAUCUCAGGUUCUGUUACACUAUAUAUCAUCGUUAUAUUUGCUUGUUGGUGAUAUUACGAAAAAUGAGGGAGAUUGUAUCCUGCAGAGAAACUGGGACCCUCACAUGAAAACAGUUGUUAAACAGCAGAGGGAGCCAGAGAACAGCUUACAGUCAACAUACUCAUGUUUGAAUGCUGAGUUCCUGUUAAGUGCUGUAAGAAUCACAAUAACUGCAGCUAAAAAUAAAUUCAGGAUACUGGCAAAAAUGCCUGGUCAUAAAAGCAGAGCUGGACUAUCUUUAUGUUUAAAAUAUAAUUUAUCCUUAAUAACAUUUUGCAGCUGAAAUGGAGUUAUGAGACAAAUGAAAAGUCCAAGAUACUGAGUUUGAAGUGUUUGACUCCUGUGAUCAGUGCAGUUUCUCCUUUUCUACAGAUGUAUUUACUCAUCACUGCUCUGUGCACACUGACUCAUGAGUAGUAGAUGUUUGUUACAUAAAAUUUUAGGUUAUUUUUAAGGAAUAAUCUGUGAA
Messenger RNA from Archocentrus centrarchus (flier cichlid), 2666 nucleotides. It is a transcript of the gene sirt3, whose product is annotated as sirtuin 3. Gene Ontology annotation, molecular function: NAD+ binding; histone deacetylase activity, NAD-dependent. Gene Ontology annotation, cellular component: nucleus. Lineage: Eukaryota; Metazoa; Chordata; Actinopteri; Cichliformes; Cichlidae. The transcript has 8 exons. Bases 325 to 1377 code for a protein of 350 amino acids. The record is from RefSeq and is a predicted model, not a curated record.